Messenger RNA from Nasonia vitripennis (jewel wasp), 5610 nucleotides. RefSeq lists its product as uncharacterized. The record is from RefSeq and is a predicted model, not a curated record. NCBI's taxonomy places the organism in Eukaryota, Metazoa, Arthropoda, Insecta, Hymenoptera, Pteromalidae. Bases 473 to 3457 code for a protein of 994 amino acids. Gene Ontology annotation, molecular function: protein binding. The transcript has 14 exons.
GAGAGAAAGAGAGAGAGAGAGAGCGGAGUCUGCUGACUGUCUUGCUCUUGUCUUGCAGAGCCCGAAGUGAAGUAGUAGUAGAGUAGUAGCUGGCUACUAGUCGCGCGCGAUUGACAGUGCUGCGGAGGCUUGUCUAACUUGUGUGCGCGAGUGUGAGUGUGUCCGUGUGCCAUAAAGUGGGUGCUAGCAGUUAGCUCGCGCGCGCACAGUAGACGUACGAGUCGCCGCUGGUGCUUUGUGAGAUUGAUCCGGGUUUCCAGCCGAGAGCUGUCCUCGGGGACCCGAGUGUAAAGUAUGCUCCGAGCCAAGGCCGCCGCGGCGCCCGAAACAAGUGCAGCGGAGGUUGCGCUGGCGGCAGCUGCGGCCUGUGCACCUCUCCUCAGUGGGACUGCUGCUGGAGUUUGAUCUGCGGCGGCAGCAGCAGCAGCAGCAGUAGCUUAAGCUUUAGCGACGGAGACAGCAGCUCGUUCCGAUGUCCGAGCCGCCCGAGGAAAAUGUGUCCCCGUCGCCCAGCGCUUGGAAAAUGAGCAUCGCGAGCAACAUUGUCGUCGAGUGGCUGCACUCGCUCCACCUCGGCGAGUACGCCGAGUCCUUUCUGGACAACGGCUACGACGACCUCGAGAUCUGCAAGCAGAUAAGCGAGCCGGACCUCGACGCGAUAGGCGUCUUCAAGCAGAGCCAUCGUCUCCGGCUGCUCCAGUCGGUCAAGAGGCUGCGAGAGGAAGGCGCCGCCAGCGUCUACUUCAGCCUCGAGGAGAGCAGCGCCUGCCUCUGCUCCGCGAGCCAGCAGGACUGCAGCAGCCAGGAGCUACUCUCCGCGGCUCCUACCCCCGACAAGGAGGAACAGGCGGCCCCCAAGCCGCCCACCAAGUUCAUCGACGAGUACGAGGAGGGCAAGGCCGAGCUCGUCCGCAUACCCAGGAUGCAGCUGCGACUCCUGCUCCAGGACAAGCUCCGCACCGACGGCAUUCGUCUCGCCUGCCAGCCCUACACGACACCGGAAGGCGAGCGCGGAUACUUGGAGGGUCUGGCCUCGCGCUAUGCCGACCUUUUGCGAACGCACUACGGCGACGUCCUCGAGCCCCUCGAGGAGCUGCGACGCCGCGAGACCGAUGCCAAUCUACGAAUGACCAGCACACAACUCACCACUAGUCAUUCGCAGCCUAUUUACGUUCCCGGAAAAUACUCCCCAUCCUCUUGCCUCAGUGAUAAAGAAGAAGACGAGAUUUAUGGCUUUGGCUAUGGAGUUUUUGGCCGACAAAUGAUGCAGCAGAGGCAGCAGAAGUUGGCCCUGGCAACGCAACACUUAACUUUGGCCAAUCAUUCUAUGCAGCAACAGCAGCAGCAACAGCAAUCCCUUUAUCAAAGUUGUUUGAGUCCGAGGUCAGCCUUCUUUUACGAGUUCCCACCCAAUGAGCAAGGGCAGAAUACAAGUAAAAAGAAGACAACUUUUUCUCGGAUUUUGAGAGGAUUAAAAACUGUCAGGAAAGAUAAGCAUAAUCAGGCACAAAGUUCCCCAAGACAUAAUACACCCCGAUCUGGUGUGCCACAACGUGUUGAUACCCCAGAUAGUGUUUUGCAGAGCGGCUUGGGUCUAACUCCAGAUACUGGACACACGGUUCUACGUUCUAUGGUUGAUCCCCGAGAUUACGAUCGACUGAAGUAUCUCCAAGCAAAUGGAAGUCAAGCCAACACCUUUGAAGAGACCAUACAUAGGUUAAAAGUCCAGGAGGCAUUGAGAAAAAAGGAGAGAUUCAACAAAGAGCACGAAGAUAUUUUAAAGGACAUCAGGCAAGGUUUAAUGCUAUUAGGACGAGAGGAUAAGAGCCAAUACCCAGACGAUACAUACAUGUACGAUGAAGAGGCGAGAUGCGGCGACAUGCACACGUUGGAAGUAGUCGGUGGAGGAAUUCAACAUUGGUACGACGAACCUCCGUACGAGUCAGAUCCCGAAGAUUUUUUGAUGGUCUGCAAUACUGGUGAGGCAGGAGCUGAUGGCGGCAGCAAUGCUAGAAUCGAAAACGGAAGCAGAUUGUGCUACAGAAUGAAUGUUGAGCCUGACAACAGAAAAGAGAGCGUCAUUUCGUUACGCACAGCUGGUGAUAUAAGUUUGCCAAAAGACCGCUCUCGUAAAUUAUCAAGUUCAACGAUGAGAGGCCUAAUAGUUCCUCAAGGACUCAAUAAUCCACCGACGAUAAUACCCCUAACUCAUUCGCGAACUUCGCGGGAAAGCGGCGAAUACGCCAGCAGCGAUGUUCAGAGUCGGAGUAGUGGAGAGGAGGAUGAAAACGAAGAAUCGCCACGGAGUCAGAGUACCGAUUACGAAGAUCCAGAUCCAACUGAAGAGGAGGCUAACAAAGCGUGGCGUGCCCAACAGUAUACAGCUCCACCGCCUCUCGAUCGUAAUUGUGGCAGUACGAGAAUCUGCGCACCAGCCCCUACAGUUGCAGUGGGAGUAGCAGCCGGUUCAGGAGCAGGGAUUGCAGCGACGAGUGCAGUCAGAGCGCGUGUCGGACUCGGAGAAGGAGCCGCGGCUGUUGGUAUCGCAGGCAGAGCGAGAACUCUUAGACAGGACGUACAGCGGAAGAUCAAUCGACUAAGACAACAACGUGGUUCGAUUAGCGAGGCUGGUUUUCCGUGCAGUGCUAGCAGUCUUGAAAGUCUGCCGAGCGGCAGUGCUUCGAGUAGUACUCAGGCUCUCGUGCGCGCUGGCAGUAACCAUAGCUCGAUCUCGUGCGAAGAACGCGAACCCGGGAGCCCUCAAACUUCUAAUAUAACUCCGAAUGCUCUUGGAGCAGUUAACGUGCUUUGCCGUGCUAGGGCGCUCGUCGAUUGCAUGCCCAGCCCCUAUGACAAGGACGCUCUUGCUUUUAAGAAAGGCGAUAUCAUUGACGUUCUGCAAAUGAACAACACUGGUCUUUGGAAAGGUAUGGUGCACAACCGCUUAGGGCACUUUAAAUUUAUCAACGUUGAAAUAAUAAACGAGCGUUUUCCCCGACGUGGAAAGUGGAGUCAAAAGUACAAACAGAAACCAGGUUCAGUACCUGAACUCCUACAACGUAUGAAUCUUCAGGAGUACAUCUCAGUCUUCCUGCUCAAUGGUUAUGAAGAUCUUGAAUUGUUUCGCGAGCUCGAACCAGCUGAUCUUGAUUAUCUUCGCAUUCAGCAUCCCGAACACCGAGCUAAAAUUCUAACGGCAGUGCAGUUAUUACACGAUUUGCAAUCGGAAAGCGACGUAGACGAAUUGGCAGCGUCCAGUUCGGAAAAUGACGAGAUGGCUGCUUUGGGCUUUAAUAUAUCGCGUCUGGGCAUUGGCAGGAAGCAGUCUCAACGAUCUGAAAACAACCUUGAUGCUGAACCGGCGGAUAGCCAACCGACUGAAUUUCAAGCCAAUUUGCCACUUCGGCUCGCCACGAAUAGCACCAUAACCCGCAUUAGUACUUCGGUAGAUCAUUAGUUCUCUGUUCAAUAACCCCUCUAAUUGUUCAUCUUGCCGUCCCUACUUAUUGCUAGUGACUAGCUGCUCUUGUGAUAACGAAACUUUAAUAGCACAAAACGUUGUUUUGCAUGAAAUCUGACAAGGUUGGCAAGACUACACGAAUCGUCAAUUUCAUUUACAUACGCCUAUAUUUACAAACCGAAAGUUUAACAUUAGAAAUAUUAAAUUCGUUGCUGCGUCCGCAAACUUUAGAAGGCUGAUUACUAACUUUCAAUUAACUUGUCUGGAUUUUUUUUCACACAGAGUUUCGUUUUGUGCUAUUAGUAUACAUAUAUUAUAAAUAAAUAUAUAUAUUAAUAUAAAGAAAAGAUGAUCAAGACAAUCUUCGCUCUCGGGUGCGCAUAACUCGAAUACGCCAUAAUCAUCGGUCUAUGAAUCUAAAAAAAGUCGUCAAAUUUCUUAUCUGUCUUUCAGCGUACGUUGUACAUAAAAUGCUCAAUUUGUCUUCUUUUCUUACACUUAUUUUACUUUGUAUUAAAGCUAUCUUUGCCAAAUUUUUCGAUUAGCGUAUAAGAACAUAAUGUAUAGAAAAUAAUAGUAUAACGCAUCAGGCGAUCUUUUGUACAUCUCUGUAUAGUGUAAAACUUAUAAUUAGCAUUAACAUUAAGAUAGUUGAUGAUACUGUUAUUAUUUUUAUUUUCAUUAUUACUUCUUAUAUUAUUGAACAUAAAACAUUUAUAAAAAUCGAAAAUACAAGCGGCAAGCAUCCUUUACUUUUUCGUGCUAAAUUCUAUUUAAAGAAAGAAGAUCCGCGUAACUUAUAACUCGCGAUAUAAGAUGAUUCGCACAAAUUGUGUAAAUAGAAUAAAAGUGGCGUAUAAUUGCUCGUGAGAAUUUUUAGUAUAAAAAAGUUAGGACUGUUUCCAAAUCUAUCUCUGGUACACUGCUGUAAGCAAUUGAAAUCAUUUGAUCUCUUUAGUUAUGAAUAUGGCGCUUGACGAUUUUUUAACGAUAUAACGAAUGAAUCAUAUUGUAGUCAUCAGUUUAUAGCUUCUAAAGGGAAUAUACUGCUUUCGAUUUGAAAAACGUAUGCUACUUUAGUGUGCGAUUGAGAAAUCAGAAACUAUGUCUAUACUUUGGGCAUACAUUGACGAUAAUGUUAUUAAAUGUUGAAACAAUAUUCGAGAAAAAUGUUGCUUUAAUGUAUUUUGGCCUAAAACGAUAAUUUAUAGAACGAAUCAACUUUCAAAGCAAUAAACUGCAUUGUAUUAUCAUAUUGCCAUUAUCAUCGUCGACAUUAUCUUUAUCACUGCUGUCAACGAAACGUUUAAUCUGCGUAACGAAAAAAACUGCUUUUUUAACCAAAAUUUUAACGUGUUGAAUUCAUUUUUUACAAUGCAACGCACGUUUAGAUAACUACAAGCAAGUAAAUUAGAAUAUGAUAAUUCGUAUAUUUGACAUUUUAUAUUUAAUGUAUUAAAAUUUUUCUAUGCUACAUUUAUACAGCGUCGAUGGCGAUAAUAAGCCGCUAAAUAGUAUCCGAUCCAUCAAAGCAAAAUGAAAAAUAUGUGUAGGCAGAGUAAAAAUGUUAAUUAGUCACAAGUUUAUCAUGAGAUGUGUAUAAAUAUAAUAGACAAGAUAGUAAUUUAUUAGCGAUACAAAGUAGUGAAUAAAAGUAUGUUUGACAUCGAGCAGAAUGUUAAAAAGUUUGAAGUAUGUGUAAACUAUCAUCAAAAAUAACGAGAUAAAUUAUAAAUCCGUUUGUCGGUAAAGCCGAUAAAUUUUUCAAUGACGAUCAGAUUAGAUCAAACGAUUGAAAGUGAUGAUUAUAUAUGCACACGAAAACACAAACACGAAAAAGAAAAAAAUUAAUCAGAAUUUAUGAAAAAAAAUGUCGAAUGAGUGGCUUAAAACGUUUACUUAAUUGAUGGUCUAGUCUGUUACCGUUAUAAUCAUGAAAAACAAACAAGAAUUUUUGUACAUAAGGUCCGAGUUUUUAUCUAAACUAAUUUUUAUAUUUAUUAAUGAAUCGUGAGAUUAAAGACUAUAUAUACUGCCAGUUAUGCAUAAUUACCAAACCAUUUUUUUAUUUACGAUUACGAUGAUUGUAGAAAAAAUAUUGUUAAUUUAUUAUUUGUAAAAUUAAAUAAAUGAGGAAUGAAUCAACUUUA